AUGGACGAAGCAAUAGUGGGUGAUUUUAUCGGAAUUGAUAUCGGAACAACGAGUGUUAAGUGUUGCAUUCUGGAUAAUAAUAGCCGGAUACUUAUGGAAAAAUCAGCAGUGCACGAUUCAUGGCUGAAGCAUGAAUCGAAUUUGCAUCGUGAACAGGAUCCUGUUAAAAUAUUAAGCGUUUUACAUGAUCUAAUAAAGUCGAUGGAAGUGAAGCUAUCAUUGAAUGUGACAGUUAGUAUCACAGGACAGAUGCAUGGUAUCGUCUUUUGGAAUGGACAGGAUUUAGCAAAAGGUAGUGUGAAAGAAAGGGGAAAGUGA
Cercopithifilaria johnstoni is the source of this 318-nucleotide messenger RNA. The record is from the annotation of a GenBank genome assembly. Lineage: Eukaryota; Metazoa; Nematoda; Chromadorea; Rhabditida; Onchocercidae.